Molecule: messenger RNA, 657 nt
Organism: Entamoeba invadens IP1
Lineage: Eukaryota; Evosea; Mastigamoebida; Endamoebidae
Exons: 1
Coding region: 1-657 (218 amino acids)
Source: RefSeq, a predicted model, not a curated record
AUGUUUGAGUUACAACGAAAUUUGGAUACAGUCAAUAACUUUAAAACAUCAAAGAAACACAAGGAAGAAGUCUUUAAAAAGUUACUUCUGAAUUAUCCAUUCUUUGAUUAUAAAUUGCGUAUGUUAGAUCAAAUAGCAUUAUUCUUGAAUAUGGAAAGAGAUCCACUUUACAUCAAAGCAAGAAGUAGAAUGGCAGACUUUUUGGAAACACUUGGAAAAUUUGUGAACGACGACUUCAAACCAAACGUGCCUGAACCACAUCUUGCUCUUCCUAAAUUAGAGACGUUGAAGAAGUCUGCCAAAUUGCAACCUCCAAAUCUGACUUACAAAAAACAUUUGAGAACUCUUACCGAGAUAAAAGAACAUCCAGAAAUACUCGAAGAACCUCCGAUUCAUUCAGUGGAAAGAGAGUUUCAAACCAGAAGAAGAAAUAGCAUUUCUGAAACGAGAAGAAAAAGUGAGAAGGGGGAAAAGCACAAAUUAAGAAAAUCAAAAAGUUUAACAGAAUUACACACACAAAGCGUUUUGAAUAACGAAAAAAGUGAACACGGAAAAGAAGAGAAAAUACUUGAAGGAGCUGAAGCUUCAAUUUCGGGAAGUUUGUUCCAACCAAAGUACAAAAUUGAAUUCAAAAAGAAAGGUGAAAAUAAAAAUUAA